GGAAAGUGGAGUUUGAUCUCUUGUUGUGUUAAAAGGAUCCUAGACAAGCGCCAGAUGCCUGGGAAUUACUUCCUCUAACGUGUGGCAUGCUGGAUUGUUCGAGGCAUCUCAGGUGGAACAAUACAGAGAUUGACAACCUUUUAAGAGAUGUUUACAGCUGGUCCCCAAGAGACCAGCAUGGCGAUCACUCCAACACCCUCCUCAGUGGGCAGUAGCACCCUGGUCACUGUGGACAUAGUGGUCCUGGUAAUCUACUUCAUCCUGGUGCUAGCUGUUGGCUUCUGGUCUAUGUGGAGGACAAAGCGCAGCACCGUGGAUGGAUACUUCUUGGCUGGAAAAAGUAUGACCUGGUGGCCUGUUGGAGCUUCACUGUUUGCCAGCAACAUUGGCAGUGGACACUUUAUUGGUCUGGCUGGUUCAGGAGCUGCAGCAGGAAUUGGAGCGAUUGCCUACGAAUGGAAUGGCAUGCUGAUGGUGCUGCUUCUGGGCUGGCUAUUCCUGCCAAUUUACAUUUCAUCUGGGGUGACGACCAUGCCAGAAUAUCUGCAGAGGCGGUUCGGUGGGAAAAGAACACAUUUAUCUUUAGCUGUUUUGUCCUUGUUCAUUUACAUCUUCACAAAAAUAUCGGUAGACAUGUACGCGGGCGCUUUGUUCAUUCAGCUUGCCUUGCAAUGGAACAUUUAUCUUGCUAUAGUGCUGCUGCUGGUAAUAACGGCCCUUUACACAGUAGCAGGUGGUUUGGCUGCCGUCAUCUACACAGAUGCAGCUCAAACUGCCAUCAUGCUGGCAGGAGCUCUCACGCUCAUGGGCUUCAGCUUUGUUGAGGUUGGAGGCUGGGGCGCUUUGAUGGAGGGAUACAGCCAAGCAGUUCCUUUAUUUCGUGUCCCAAACUCAACCUGUGGCAUUCCCAGAGAAGAUGCCUUCCACAUAUUCAGAGACCCGGUGAACUCUGACCUGCCUUGGCCUGGUGUCAUCAUCGGCAUGUCCAUCCCUUCCAUGUGGUACUGGUGCUCUGAUCAGGUCAUUGUGCAGCGCUCCCUGGCCGCCAAGAACCUGAGCCACGCUAAAGGUGGCUCCCUCCUGGCUUCGUACCUCAAAAUCCUGCCUUUCUUUGCCGUUAUGCUCCCUGGCAUGAUCAGCAGAAUUCUCUACACAGAUGAAGUGGCGUGUGCAGACCCCGACCUUUGCAAUCAAAUUUGUGGCAACUCUGUGGGUUGUUCAGAUAUUGCUUAUGCCAAACUGGUGAUGGAGCUGCUGCCUUCUGGCCUGCGGGGUCUGAUGAUGGCCGUGAUGAUCGCAGCCCUCAUGUCAUCGCUAACUUCAAUCUUUAACAGCUCUAGCACCAUUUUUACCUUGGACCUGUGGAAGAGCUUCAGAUCUGAGGCUUCCGAAUGGGAGCUCAUGAUUGUGGGCAGGGUUUUUGUGCUUGUGUUGGUGGUGGUAUCUGUUCUGUGGAUUCCCGUCGUCCAGGCCAGUCAGGGUGGCCAGCUCUUCAUCUACAUCCAAUCCAUCAGCACAUACCUGCAGCCCCCCAUCUCCAUCAUCUUCCUCAUGGGUUGCUUCUGGAAGAGAGCUAAUGAGAAAGGGGCAUUCUGGGGGCUGGUUAUUGGUCUUGCAGUAGGUUGUCUACGCAUGUUACUGGACUUCAUCUACCCCACUCCCCCAUGUUAUGAGGAGGACACCAGGCCUGGAGUGUUGAAGUACGUCCAUUACCUCUACUUCUCCAUCCUGCUGUCUGUCAUCACCCUUUCCGUGGUGGUGGUAGUCAGCCUGGCGACAGAGGAACCGAGACCAGAGCAGAUAAGUCGGCUGACGUGGUUCACAAGGUUUGACGCGGUGAAGCCUAAGGAAAAGUUAGAGGAAGUCAUCUCUCAGUCAAACGCCAAAGAGCCAGAGAGGAGUAAUGAACACACAGCUGAGCACAGGCCCAGCUCUGCUUCGUCCAUGUCAAGCACCAGCAGUCAGUCUAGGGGGAUGGCUGUCCUCUACUGGCUGUGUGGAAUGGAGAGACGCAGACAAGGAGACAAUAAACCCGUGACCCCUCCUGCACUUGAGAAGAAUAUCUGCAGUUUGGAGGAAAAGCCCACCCUACAAUACAUUAUGAAUGUUAACCUCAUUAUUUGCUUCUCUGUGACCGCCUUUAUCAUUGGUUACUGGGCAUGACAGUGAGGUGGCAGCACUCCAACGCAUGGGUGGUGUGCACAUCUGACAUGAAUACUUUGGACAUAAAUCAUUAGUUAUUUUUUUUGUUUUUUAAAAUGUAUUUGAAAAGUUCAUUCAAACUGUAGAAUUGUUUAGUUCUAAACUGUAUAUGUACUUGUCACAAUUCUUGAGUUUUGAUGAUCUACAAAAUGUAUCCCCCCAAAAUUGUAGUCAUAUUCAGAGAUCGAUCUAAAAAACAUACCUGCAGCAUGUCAAAUAUUUAAGAAAUUAUAAUACUUUGUUGUUAGGAAUAAAGAAAAAACAGAUUUUUUAUUUUUUAAAGACAAAACUGCAAUAAAAAUAACCACAA
Messenger RNA from Oryzias latipes (Japanese medaka), 2512 nucleotides. It is a transcript of the gene slc5a11, whose product is annotated as solute carrier family 5 member 11. NCBI's taxonomy places the organism in Eukaryota, Metazoa, Chordata, Actinopteri, Beloniformes, Adrianichthyidae. Gene Ontology annotation, molecular function: D-glucose:sodium symporter activity. Gene Ontology annotation, biological process: transmembrane transport. Gene Ontology annotation, cellular component: plasma membrane. The record is from RefSeq and is a predicted model, not a curated record.